AUGCCCCCCUACGGCUCUUGCGACGAGGCGAAUGGCACAAAGAAGUUGAAAUUUCUUCAGCCAACCCCUACAGACGGCUACUCGGCUCUUCAGAAUGGAUCAGCGUUUCCGCAGCACAAGCAGCACAGUCAGUACAACAUGAUAAAAGAGAUUACUCUGGCUCCUUAUAAAUACAUCGAAAGGCUUCCGUCAAAAGGAGUAAGGAACAUUCUCAUUGAUGCGUUGAACAUAUGGUUUAAAGUCCCGGAAACUUCCUCCGACAUAAUUAGGGAGGUAACCACUCUUCUGCACAGCUCAUCUCUGAUGUUCGAUGAUAUCGAAGAUGGUUCAGCCCUUCGCCGAGGAAAGCCAACAGCGCACAAGAUCUUUGGCGUAGCGCAAACCAUUAACUCUUCGACAUACGUUCUCAUGUCGUCAAUCGCGAAGGCCAGACUUCUCUCUAACAACGUCUGCAUAGAUAUUCUCAUCGAUGGUGUGCGCCUUAUGCUCGAAGGCCAGGCAGCCGACCUCCACUCUACAUACUUGGCAGAGUGCCCGCAAGAGCACGAAUAUCUACAAAUGGUGGACCGCAAGACUGGAGGCCUGUUUCGAAUCAUCUACCAACUCAUGCGUGCAGAGUCACUGGAGCCGGAGUUACCUUGUCUCGAUACCGCCAUGAUCCUUUGGGGAAGGUACUUCCAGAUACGCGACGACUUCAUGAACCUGACGUCAGAAGAAUACACCGGACAGAAAGGCUUCUGCGAAGACCUUGACGAGGGAAAAUUCUCCUUCCCAUUGAUCCACUGCCUAGGCGGAACAGGUCAUCUGGCCCCGGACACACCUCGUGCAAUAGAGAUGAAAAGUAUCUUGGCCUCGCGAAGCCACCUGUACGGCGGCGGUAUACCAUCCGAGAUCAAGUGUCACAUGCUAGAUAUCAUGGGCUCUGCUGGGAGUCUAGACUUCACCAAACUUGCAUUGGAGCGGCUUGAGAGGGACCUUCGGGCCGAGACUGAACUGUUGGAGAGGGUGGCUGGAUGCAACCCAAUCCUUAGGGGUCUGAUUGACAAGAUGAAGAUCUAG
Molecule: messenger RNA, 1059 nt
Organism: Fusarium sp. VM40
Lineage: Eukaryota; Fungi; Ascomycota; Sordariomycetes; Hypocreales; Nectriaceae
Source: the annotation of a GenBank genome assembly